Kalmanozyma brasiliensis GHG001 is the source of this 2997-nucleotide messenger RNA. RefSeq names its product Beta-Casp domain protein. Gene Ontology annotation, molecular function: RNA binding. The record is from RefSeq and is a predicted model, not a curated record. The transcript has a single exon. Gene Ontology annotation, biological process: mRNA 3'-end processing by stem-loop binding and cleavage. The coding region runs from base 1 to 2997 and encodes 998 amino acids. NCBI's taxonomy places the organism in Eukaryota, Fungi, Basidiomycota, Ustilaginomycetes, Ustilaginales. Gene Ontology annotation, cellular component: mRNA cleavage and polyadenylation specificity factor complex.
AUGAUCACAUUCGUCCCUCUCUCGGUGCCCUACGCCACCGGACCCGCCGCGCCUGCUUCGGCAGCGGCGGGAAAGUCGAAACGGGGCGCGCGAACCAAGCUUGAAUCCACCGAGCAAGAGCAGGAACAUCCGCGUGCCCUCGCCUACCUGCUUCAGAUGGACGAUGUGCGCGUCCUUAUCGACUGCGGAUCCACCGAGGACUUCCUUUUUCAUGGUGACGCCGCAUCGGAUGCUGAACAACCAUCAUCACCGCAGCAGAAUGGACAGCCCGAGUCAUCGUCAAUGGCACAACAGCGACAAGCUGCUGACCUCGACAUUAGCCAUCUCAAGGCAGCGUCGCUCGACACUUUACUUCGCCAGCUAGCACCCACGAUCGACCUCGUCCUCCUCUCUCACUCAUGCCUCGAUCACUUAGGUCUCUAUGCUUAUGCCCACGCCAAGUUGGGCCUCCGCUGCCAGGUCUACGCAACGAUGCCCGUCCAGAGCAUGGGCAAGCUCACCGUCCUCGAAGCCAUCCAGACAUGGCGCAACGAAGUCGACAUCGACAAAGAGCCCACCAACGGCUCCACACGCCGCUGCCUCGCUACCGCAGACGAAGUCGAAGACGCAUUCGAAGCGAUCAAAACCGUCCGCUACAUGCAGCCCACCCACCUUGAGGGCAAAUGUGCCAGUCUCACUCUCACCGCCUACAACGCAGGCCACUCGCUCGGUGGUGCAGUCUGGAAGAUCCGCAGUCCCACCUCUGGCACCGUCGUCAUUGCUCUCGAUUGGAAUCACAAUCGAGAACGACAUCUCGACGGCACCAUCUUGCUCUCCUCGUCCUCCGGCCCUGGCGCCCCCUCCUCAGGCAGCGGCUCCGACGCGGUCCGCCGCCCAGACCUGCUCAUCACCGAGAUCGAGCGCGGUCUCGUCGUCAACACCCGUCGUAAGGAUCGUGAUGCCGCCCUCAUCGAUCUCGUGCACACCACCAUCCAAGCAGGCAACUCGCUCCUCUUCCCCAUCGACGCCUCUGCGCGACUGCUCGAGCUCAUGGUGCUGCUCGACCAGCACUGGGCGUACGCCUACCCGCACGCCCGUUUCCCGCUCUGCCUCAUCAGCCGCACGGGCAAGGAGGUCAUCGAGCGCUCGCGUACCUACAUGGAGUGGAUGACGCGCGAAUGGGCUACCAAGGCCAACGAGACCAUUGAAGCCACUCAAGAUCAGAAACGCAAUCCCCAGCAGCGCGGCGCUAGGAACGCAGUCGCAUCCAGCCCGCUCGACUUCAAGUACGUCAAGGUGUUUUCGAGCGUGCAGGCGAUGGAUGAGGCGAUCCCGCAGGACCAGGCGAGGGUGGUGCUUGCCGUGCCACCGUCCAUGACCCACGGCCCGUCGAGACGAUUGUUGUCGCGCUUCGCGUCGAAUCCGAACGACGUCGUUGUGCUCAUUGGGCGGGGUGAACAGGGGAGUCUGUGCCGGCAGCUGUGGGACGCGUGGAAUGCCAAUCAGACCAAAGGGUUCGCCUGGACCGCUGGCAAGCUCGGCCACCCCGUCGUACCGAACACGAAACUUCGAUUCGAACUGCAGAGCAAGGUCCCCCUGGAAGGUGAAGAGCUGCGCGCGCAUCUCGAAGCCGAGCAAGCGGAACGCGAUCGUCUGGCCCAGCAACGCGCCCUCCUCGCGCGCUCCCGUCGCCGCCUCGAGGCGGACGAGGACGAUUCCGAUUCCGACUCGGACUCGGACGUCGACGCUGAGAACGACGAGGCCGUGUACGACGUGGCGACCACCACCGCCGAACCAGGCGGUGCGCUGCGUAAGCGACCCUACGGCGUAGCGUUCGCCGAACCCCCUGCCGGAGGAAUGGGAGACACCAACCAGUUGAGCUACGACAUCUAUCUCAAAGGAAACGCUUCGCGCGCCACGUCCUUUUUCGGCUCCUCCUCCACCGAGGGUCCCUUCGGUCUGGGUGUGCGCUACCGUCUGUUUCCCGCAAUCGAGCGCAAGCGCAUGGUGGACACGUUUGGGGAGGUUACCGAUAUCGCCCGUUGGUUGUCGCGUCGACGAGCGGUGGAAGCGGCCGAGACGGUCGAUCCGCUCUCUGCCGAUGCAGCGUCGGCCGCCGAGGCGGCGCGGAAGAAGAUGGUUGCUGAAGAAGCGGCGAGGGCAGCAGCGAUUCCGUCCAAGUACAUCACCGAGGACGUGACUCUCAAGCUCAGCUGCAGGGUGGCGUUCAUCGAGAUGUCCGGGUUGAACGACGGGCGGGCGUUGAAAACGCUCAUCCCUCAACUGCAUCCGCGUCGGUUGGUCAUGGUCAACGGUGACACGCGCACCAAUGAGGAUAUGACCGCCGUGUUGGGCGCGAUCAAGUCGCUGACGGCCGAAGUCUACGCCCCUCGAUGGAUGGAGAGCGUGCAAAUCGGUCAAGUGACCAACGCGUUCACUGUGCAACUGGGCGAAGCGCUGCUGUCGGGAUUGCAGUUGAGUCGGUUCGAGGAGUUUGAAGUGGCGCAUGUGCGGGCGCUCGUUCGACGAUCUGCCACCGAGGACGAGGUGACGGUGCUCGAGAGCGAGUCUGCUAUCGCCGCCGCAGAGGAUGGCGAAGAGUCUGGCUCGAAGGUGUUGACCGAUCUCACGGAGUCCGGGAUUGUGCGAUCCAUCGAGUCGACGGUGCAAGCCUCCCGCGUCGCCGUUCCAGGGGCAGGUGACGUGGGAGGAACGCUCUUUAUUGGCGAUCUCAAGCUGUCGACGCUCAAAUCGCUGCUCGGCCACCCGCCGUACAGACUCAAUGCGGACUUUGCAGGUGAGGGCAUGCUCGUUUGCGCUCCGGCGGGGGCCAAGGCGGGUACGUUGGGUAGCGAGGCGGUGACCGUGCAGAAGCGGGGCAAGGGGCGCAUUGUUGUGGAAGGAAAUGUGGGGAAGUCCUUUGGGUUGGUCAGGGGCGCGGUGUACGGAUUGCAUGCGAGGGUGGCCGGCGGAGCUGCUGCGGGGACAUCGAGUGCGGAGGCUGCGGAGGAGGCGUAG